This is a messenger RNA of Danaus chrysippus (African queen), 1161 nucleotides long. The record is from the annotation of a GenBank genome assembly. Lineage: Eukaryota; Metazoa; Arthropoda; Insecta; Lepidoptera; Nymphalidae.
AUGUGGGAAGUGGACUCUGACACGGGGUCCCACAGCGCGUCGUCUGAUGGACUUCGGAGACGGCAGGGAUGGGAUCCAGAAGCCGAGAGUCUCGCUUCUCAUAUCGACGAACUCGACGAAGUCCUCGCCGAGGAAGAAGAAGGAUGCCCGCUGCCUUCCACGCCGGAGGAUCAACACUUACUCGACGCGGAAAUGGCUGAAGUUUUAAAAGCGGGCGUGCUAUCCGAUGAAAUCGAUCUCGGCGCUCUGGCCCACAACGCGGCUGAGCAAGCGGAGGAAUUCGUUCGUAAGGUCUGGGAGGCGUCGUGGAACGUGUGUCACUUCAGACAUCUGCCCCGUUGGCUGCAAGACAACGACUAUCUACACAAAGGCCACAGGCCUCCACUGCCGUCUUUUAGUGCCUGCUUCGCUUCCAUCUUCCGUAUACACACCGAGACUGGUAACAUCUGGACACACUUGCUCGGCUGUGUCGCGUUCAUCGGCGUCGCCAUUUAUUUCCUAACACGGCCCUCUAUCGAAAUACAAAUGCAAGAGAAGAUGAUCUUCGGUGUUUUCUUCAUUGGCGCUAUAGUAUGUCUCGGCUUUUCGUUCGCCUACCACACACUGUAUUGUCACUCGGAAAUGGUUGGUAAACUGUUCUCAAAGCUCGACUACUGUGGCAUAGCACUGCUCAUAAUGGGUUCAUUUGUUCCUUGGCUGUACUACAGUUUCUACUGUCACUACAGACCUAAAAUAAUAUACUUGUCCGUGGUGAUUGUUUUAGGUAUAUUAUCUAUUAUAGUGUCACUUUGGGAUAGAUUCUCAGAGCCUCGCCUCCGUCCCCUUCGAGCCGGUGUGUUCAUGGGUUUUGGUCUUUCUGGUGUAGUGCCAGCUAUACAUUAUGGUAUCACUGAGGGCUGGUUCAGCCAAGUUAGUAAGGCAUCGCUCGGCUGGUUGGUUUUAAUGGGUCUUCUCUAUAUAUUGGGGGCUAUGUUCUAUGCUCUUAGAGUCCCUGAACGUUGGUUCCCAGGUAAAUGUGACAUCUGGUUCCAAUCUCAUCAGAUAUUCCAUGUGCUUGUGAUUGUGGCAGCGUUUGUUCAUUAUCACGGUAUUAGUGAACUAGCAUCGUACCGUGUAACUGUCGGUGAGUGCUCGAUGCCUCCCUCAUCCAUUGCCUUCUAG